AUGGCCCAAAGACAAGUAUCGGACGACCACGCUCUCCAAUUCCUAGCAUCCGAAGGCUACCUCCCUCUAGCCCUAUCAGACCACCCCGGAAUGGUAGAAGCAUACACCCAACUCUUCGCCCAGACCUCCAAGUUCUUCAACCUGCCCCCCGACUCCCCCGAAAAGACCAACCACCAAGCCGCCAGCGGCGCCGCCGCGAGCGAAGAAGGGUACUCGCAGAUCCCGCACGAGAAAUGCAUCAUGACGGUCAAAACCUCCACCCACUGCCCCUCGACCCUCCGCCCGGAGCUCCACACAGCCUGGGACCUCACGGGCGCUUUCCUGGCCAGCAUCACCACCGCCAUCGCCCACACCCUCUCCCUCGACCCGGCCGUCUUCUCCCCCUUCGUCGCCCCCUGCACCGCCUUCCCCCCCACCGAGCGCACCCCGACCCUCGUCCGCAUGUUCCGCUACGACCGCCCCGCCGCCGCGACCGCGGGGCCCAGAGUCAACGCCGAAAAGCACAAGGACCUCGGCCUGCUCUCCCUCGUCGUCGGCCGCUCCCCCGGCCUGCAGGCGCUCGAUCCCUCCUCCAACGCCUGGGUCUCCGUCGAAGAUGAGGCCAAUCUGCCCCCGGGCGCCGUCGCGCGCUCGGGCGGACUGACGGCCACGCUGCUGGCCGGCGAGACGCUCGCCUUCCUCUCCCGCGGCGUGUACAGAGCCGGUGUGCACCGCGUCGUGUGCGCGCCGUCCGCCGAGAACAAUGCUGCCGAUCCGUACCGUUUCAGCAUCGUGUACACGUUGCGCGCGGCGCCGGCGCCGUUGUUCACGAGGGAUUUUGAGAGUGGGGUUGUGGGGGCGUUUGGGCCGGGGGAGCGGGUGGAGGGGGAGAGCUCGGCGGUGAUGUUUGAGAGGAUCAUGAGGACGCAUUGGAAUGUGAAUGCGGCGCCGGGUGUGAGGGAGGAGCAGAGGAGGAAGUUUGAGGGGAGGAAUGGGGGUGGGGGGGUGGGUGUUGAGAGUAGGCAGGAGCGAGCGUCGGGAUAG
Letharia columbiana is the source of this 1023-nucleotide messenger RNA. RefSeq lists its product as uncharacterized. Lineage: Eukaryota; Fungi; Ascomycota; Lecanoromycetes; Lecanorales; Parmeliaceae. The record is from RefSeq and is a predicted model, not a curated record. The transcript has a single exon. The coding region runs from base 1 to 1023 and encodes 340 amino acids.